Molecule: messenger RNA, 4990 nt
Organism: Zootermopsis nevadensis
Lineage: Eukaryota; Metazoa; Arthropoda; Insecta; Blattodea; Termopsidae
Product: cyclin-dependent kinase 2
Biological process (GO): signal transduction; protein phosphorylation; G1/S transition of mitotic cell cycle
Cellular component (GO): nucleus; cyclin-dependent protein kinase holoenzyme complex; cytoplasm
Molecular function (GO): ATP binding; cyclin-dependent protein serine/threonine kinase activity; cyclin binding
Source: RefSeq, a predicted model, not a curated record
UAAACGAUGCGAGAUCUUAGCCUCCACACCGACGUGGAGAAAAACGUAUUCCGGGUCAUCCAGGACAGUGAAGUCAAGGUUAAGAUGACCUUUGAACCUGCCUAAGGAAUGAAGGCCUGCAGAAUUUUUUAAUGGUGGGACCCCUUUCAAAAUCCUAUUAGAAAGACGAAGGAAAAAGAAAUAUUAAUGCAGGUUUUGAAGAUGGAAUUUGGUUGCGAAAUUUUACCCUCUUACAAGGAAAGGAUUUGGGGAUUUCACGGCUGGAAUCAUCGCUCUGAUGAUGUAGGCAGCAAGGACCUCGGUAAAAUUCUAGCAGACUACGACGCUACAAGCCAGAAGACAGCCAUCUUCAAACAUGCACUUCUCUGCCAUCUACAGAUUAGCUACGAACUAAAGAGAAUACGUAAUAACUUCCCCAGCUAAGCGACUCUUUAAACUGUGGAGGAGAGGAAGUGUUCGUGGAAUGAGGGAAUGCCUUAUUGUUCAAUGCGAAAACAUACAAAUUAUGUUUAUCGCAAACUUUUAAUCGUGAUUCAUCUUCAUUUCACAAACACACAUAAGUGAAAGCGUUUAGUGUUAUAAUAGUCAUUGUCCCAAGCGCUUUACUUACGGAACGGAAAUCAUGGGGGCGAUGUAAGUUGACAAGCACAGCCGACGAGUACAGACGCAUUCUUUUUUUUUUUUUUAAAGAGAAAAGCUAUUAAUUCUGAAGGCCGCGAGGUUAUUUGUAAAUGAAAGAAAAGCGACACACAAGGAAAGGUAAGGUAUCAACCCCGGAAAACAAGCGACAGACCAGGCCUGAACAUACAACUGUAUUCGUGGAUGAUUUUGCUGGAUGUGUCAUAAAGAGAAAUAUCCGAGAUUUUUACCUCCGUGAAAGAACACAUUUCCCGUGCGGUAAAACGUCUUUAUAUAAAAUUAUGAGACAAACGGUUAGAGCAAAUGUCGAAGACAACAAAAAAUGCUAUUUGCUAAUUGGACGUCGGGAGUGAAAAUUUCUGUCCAGGCUUGGGGCUACAGACAGCAAAAGUCGUGAACCCCCAAUCGACAGAAGUAGUAAUGACCAUGACUAGAAGUCUGAUCUUACCGACACAUCAGAAACUGACGUUUGCAGAAUAAAACUAUUGAAAUGAGAUAAUGUUUUCAGAAUGGAUAGUAGCAUUUUUUUUUUAUUGGGGGUGUGUAUUUCUCUCUCUGUCGUACGGUAUGACGUAUCCGACAACGCCGCAUACCAGCCAGAGGUUUUCAGCUCGCGAACAGUCAGUAGAUAACUACCAAGUUAAGCAAACACAUUCAGAAGGCUGUGAAAUAUGAAGGCGGGAAAGCUGCGAUGUGAGUUGUGUUGACUAGGUAUAUUAUUCUGCUUUGUUUUCAUGUGUAAUUUAUAAUUUUAUAACAGACAUUAUGGACAAUUUCCUGAAAAUUGAGAAAAUAGGUGAAGGGACAUAUGGUGUUGUUUAUAAAGCCAGAGAUAAAGUGAGUGGGAAUCUUGUAGCACUUAAGAAGAUUCGGUUGGAAACGGAGACCGAGGGCGUCCCAUCGACGGCCAUACGAGAGAUCUCGCUGCUGAAAGAGCUUGAUCACCCAAAUGUCGUUAGACUGCUCGAUGUUGUUCAAGCGGGAAAGAAGCUGUACCUCGUCUUUGAGUUUCUCAUGCAAGACUUGAAGAAGUACUUGGAUUCACAGCCAGAAAUGUUGCCACAGUCACUUGUAAAGAGCUACCUGUACCAGCUUUUGAAAGGCAUAGCGUACUGCCACGUGCACCGCGUGCUGCACAGGGAUCUGAAGCCGCAGAACCUGCUGAUUGAUAGGAGAGGUUAUAUCAAACUGGCAGACUUCGGGCUGGCACGUGCAUUCGGUAUGCCUGUACGCACGUACACUCAUGAAGUUGUGACUCUUUGGUAUCGCGCACCUGAAAUCCUGUUGGGCAGCAAAUUCUACUCAACGUCUGUUGAUGUCUGGAGCCUCGGUUGCGUCUUUGCAGAAAUGCUGACUCGACGAGCGCUGUUUCCGGGAGACUCGGAGAUUGACCAGCUAUUCAGGAUUUUUCGCACGCUGGGCACACCAGAUGAAAGCGUGUGGCCCGGAGUGUCUAACCUCCGUGACUACAAGAAGAUCUUCCCUCACUGGGAGACCCAGGAUGUGUCUGAAGUUGUGCCCAUGCUAGAUGUUCCAGGCAAGGAUCUCUUUCUGAAACUUCUGACUUACGACCCCAACAAGCGACUGUCUGCAAUGGAAGCGAUGAGUCACAAGUACUUCCACGAUGUGGAACUGCAGCCCCCACCACUUCCUUCUCCGAGCACGCCCCGAGCCGAAGUUUCUUCUCGUUCUUCCUCCCACGAACAAGUGUUACAGCACAGAUCGAACAAGUCGUAGCCGGCAUCAAGGAGGCUUCUGAGUGAGAUGUGGGUUUUGUGUAGCUGAUUUUAUUCAUACAAAAAUUAAUAUUGCUGUAUCUUCACAGAUUGAAGUGACAUUGCAGAUGAAGCUGGUUGUGGCAGUAACGUUUAGGCUUAUAGACGAACGUUGGCCACCAUUACUUAAUAAGAUCUAACUCGUGUUAUGUAAAAUGUGAUACUUCUUUUAGCUCUUCUGGUUUACUGCAUUUUACCAGGUUAGGUUGGUCACUACCUGAAAUACACCAGCCAGCCACUUUGGAAUAAUAAUGCAUGUUUUUUAAAGUAGGUUAACUUAAUGCGCGUCAGAUUUUCUUCGCGGUUUUAAUGCCAAUCUUUCACGUGGUCCGUGAUCUUGUGAAAAAAAUUGUAAGUUCACUGUAAUGCUCAAAAAUAUGAAGUGUCAUAAAAUUCUCUCGAUUAGUCAAUUGAGGUAAUACUUUGGGAUGACGUUUGUCAACCGUCGGGUACCGACAUCUAUCUAGAAAUAAAUUAACUACAGUAUUUGAAGUUGGGCGUGGCGCAAAAGUAAAUUUUCCAUACUUCUCGAUUCUGAAGGUUUCUGACGAUGGUUUAAUGCAAUCUUUACUGUUGGGUUUUUUGGACUUUGUCCAUCGUCUGAUGCGGUAAAGUUACGCAACGUUCAUCGGUCCAGCAAUCGAGGUUAGCUUAUUCUGAUGGACCCCACGGAGUAGGUACCCCCUCCUUUACUACACCCGAGGACGAGGACAGAACCAAUUCUUGAAAUGUUGUCUAUUUUGUGACGUUAGACAGUGGGCAAGGUCGAAAAAUCCAGCGGUCCGGAUUCUCUGACAUCGUGUAAUAAUCACGGAAGCAGGAAAAAUGCCUUACUGUAUCAGUUUGUUGAGAUUCUUCAUAAUUUUUGGUUGAAAACUCUAAUUGUUUCUCUUUGCCUUUCUAGUACUCUGUGUUAUUUUAUUCCUUGUCGCAUUUUGCUACUCUUUGCUGGUUUCCAUCGCGGUAGUCUUGUCGAAAAGCCCCCGUACUGACUGUUUGUGGGCGUUCUUUUCUGUUUUGUUUAGGUUAGGUUAGGUUUGGUGAAACUGUGGUAUGUUGCAAAAAAUGUCUUUCCGAAUAUGGGUUCGUACACGCGUCGCUUUCUUAACGUAUGUGUGCAGAAUAAAGUGCCGUGCAAGUCUGCCACUUAACUUUAAUAUUUUGUUGUUGGCAGGUAUGUUAGAAUGUCUUACACGGUUUGACUUAAUUUUGGUAGUGUUUAAACUUUUGUCCGUGGUGAGGGUUGUAGUAUGUGGAUUGAAGAUGGCUGUCUUCUGGGUUAUAGUGCCAAGUAGCGUGUCGGAAGUUUGCCGACGUUUCAGAGGUCCUCGCUGCCCCCUACGCCAAUGCAGCCGGUAAACUUCUGAAAGUCUACGCAGUGCAACAACCCAGAAGACAGCCAUCUAAGGUUUUGUUCGCUCUGAAACAUAUACUUGACUCUUCUUUGCCUGGACUCUUUCUUGGUGCUCUUUAUCUUAUCUUCCUUUUCCUUCAGUAUUCCCCCUCCCCCUCCCCCUUGUUUUUGUCCAUUACUGUUCUCUCAGCUUGUGGUAAUGAAUGAAUUUUUACAAUACUUCCUAUACCUGUUUGCCCUGCUGAAGUAGGCAUCUGUAACAGGAACAAAGUCACCAUCGGCUUUAAUCCAUCAAUUAAAUGGUAGAAGCAUGCGACUAAUAUGUUCUAGUGUGGAAGGUGGGGUAAUAGAAUGAUCUCUGCGGAAGUAAAGAACAGAGGAUGUAGUUGCGACAUUAGUGCCUGGUCGUCUUCACUGGGCAUGCUGUGAUGUAUACAAUACAGGGCAACGUGAUAAACAGAUCAGAAUUCAUAGAUUCUGAUUCUUAAAUGGGCUAAGGUUUUUGUUGUAGGAUCGAGAAAAAGUUCUGGUUUCAUCCAUUUAGGCAGAAAAUUAAGGCCUGGUGUAAUAAACACUCAAUUUGGUUGAAAGCAAGGAACUACCAUAACUGUUCAUUAUCUUUCUGCAAUUACAACCUUUUGAAAUCAGCGUCUUUUCUAUUUAUUAUAUUCACUCACACAGUCUACAGCGCAGGAAUUCUUUGAAAAGUUGAUUGUUAUUCAGCUUUUCAAAAAAAAAAACCCACUUUCUACGUGGAACCCGAAGGUUCAUCAUUGUGCUUACAACAGCCCUCCACCAGGCUAUCCUGAGCCAGCUGCAUCCAGUUCACUCUGUCGAUUCCUCUCUCCCUUUCGUCCGUCUUAACGUUGCCCUCCCACCUACGCCUAGGUCUUCCGAGCAGUCUCCUCCCUUCAGGCCUCCCAACCAGUACCCUGUAAACACUCCUCCCCUCCCCCGUGCCGCAUGUUCCGCCCACCUCGACCUCCUUGAUUUAAUCUCGCUAACAGGUGAGGAGUACAGGCCCCGAUGAUCAUCUGUUUGUGAUAUUACUUUUAGUAACUUGUGUUGGACAGCUGGUAGUCCUGUUUCAUCCAUAUUAGCCUUUAAGGGCUGAAAAGGGGCCAUAUAUGUACUUGACAUGUACGUGCAAGUGGUCGAAAGGGAGACUCUGUCCCUUUAGAUCAUUACGUUAUUAAAAGGUUUAUACCAUUGGGAAAUGAAA